CCGCGGCGGAUAAGAGUUUUUCUUCCAGAGGCGCACGCCGCGCCACGGCGAGGCACCCACCAGUCCACCACCCACCGUCCACCGCAGCGCGCCAUGCUCUCCCUCCUCCCGCCCGCGCGGCUCCGCGCCGCGCCCUCCGACGCCUCCGUCACCUUGCCGCGCCGCCCGGCCGUCAUCCUCCCAGGGCUCGGGAACAACACGGGCGACUACGCGCGGCUGGCCGCGGCGCUGCGGGACGGCCACGGCGUGCCGUCCGUCGUCGCCCGGGUCUCGCGCCCCGACUGGCUCCGCAACGCCGCCGGGCUCGCCGACCCCAGCUACUGGCGGGGCACCCUCCGCCCGCGCCCCGUCCUCGACUGGUACCUGAACCGGGUGGAGGAAGCGGUGUCCGAGGCCAGGGAGCUAUCCUCUCCAGAUGGGAAGCUAUCAUUGAUAGGGCAUUCAGCUGGGGGCUGGCUCGCGCGCGUGUACAUGGAGGAAUUCGGGACUUCUGACAUAAGUUUGCUGCUCACGCUUGGCACUCCCCACCUGCCUCCUCCCAAAGGUGUUUCUGGCGUAAUUGACCAAACUAGAGGACUACUGAACUACGUCGAGAAGAAUUGUGCCCCCGCAGUUUACACACCAGAACUACGAUAUGUAUGCAUUGCUGGAAGGUACAUUCAGGGUGCUCCUUUAACUGGAAACUCCCUGGCUACUACCACAGAUGAGCUUGUCGCCGUGGACGCCCCAUCAGAAGUAGCUGAAGCAGUCAUGGCCAGUGCCGACAACAAAACCGCUCCGACAGGCCCCACCUUCCGGGCCCGUUUCGUCGGACAAGGCUACAAACAGGUUUGCGGCAGCGCCGAAGUCUGGGGAGAUGGGGUCGUCCCCGAAGUGUCAGCGCAUCUAGAGGGCGCACUGAAUAUAAGCUUCGACGGCGUGUACCAUUCUCCUGUAGGUUCUGAUGAUGAAGAGAGGCCCUGGUACGGCUCACCGGCGAUCCUAGAGCAAUGGGUGCACCAUCUCCUCAGUUGAUGCCACAGAAGCUUGACCAAUUCCAAAAAAUUGUGAACAAAAUGGUGUAUUGCCAAGCCCUUUUCACUAGUACAGCACGGGAUAGCAAUAUACAGUAAUAAUGUACAGAAGAUGCAGCCGUAUUCUCUUCUCGUACUGUUCCAGAGUGUGUCUGAAUGUCUCAGGCGCGGGCGUUCCUUGUACCCUUUAUUCAGCAGCUUAAACUAUUGUGUUUUCCUUUCCUUUUUGCCAAAUUGGAGUACAACUCAAGCCAAUUCAAUGUGUAUGAAAUUGCAUGCACAAUGUGAGCUACAAA
Molecule: messenger RNA, 1309 nt
Organism: Triticum dicoccoides
Lineage: Eukaryota; Viridiplantae; Streptophyta; Magnoliopsida; Poales; Poaceae
Exons: 7
Coding region: 94-1014 (306 amino acids)
Cellular component (GO): chloroplast
Molecular function (GO): hydrolase activity, acting on ester bonds
Source: RefSeq, a predicted model, not a curated record